AUGACAGGAGCACUGCAGUAUCCGGGGUACGAUGGGGAUAGGCUGGAGAAGGCAGCAGGACUGAUGCCGUGCAGAGAGAUCCAGGCUGGGCUACUGUUGUCUCUCAUGGGGCAGCCUGAGAAUCACUGUUACCCCUCAAUUUUCAUCUAUGGUCAUCGAGCCUCUGGGAAAAGCCAUGUUCUGAAUACUUUAAUGAAACAACUGGAGCUUCCCCACGCCAUGAUCAGUUGUGUCGAAUGUCUCUCGGUGGCUUUGCUUUUUGAACAAGUCCUUGAUUCAUUCUUUGGGGCUGAUGCCGCCUCACUUCUACCCCGUGGUCCAUCUCUGUCUGACUUUGUCCGCAUCUACAAACAGCAGAUCUCCGAGUCGCCCACUGAGCAGACCAGAUACAUUAUAAUGGAAAAGGCUGAGAUGUUGAGGAAUGCAGACUCCAAUCUCCUUCCGGGUCUUCUCCGUCUUCAAGAACUGGUUGAAGACAAUGUUACGGUGAUUCUUCUUAGUGAAAUUGUGUGGGAUAAGUUCAGACCGAACACUGGCUGUUUUGAGCCACUCCUGCUGCAUUUCCCAGACUACAGUAAAGCGGAGCUGCAGCAGAUAUUGUCCAAGGACAAGCACCCUUCUUAUUCCACAGACUUUUACUCCUCGUACAUAAACAUCUUGUUGGGCGUUUUCUACUCUGUCUGUCGAGACCUCCGAGAGCUGCGACACCUCGCUGCCCUUAAUUUUUCCAAGUUUUGUGAACCAGUGGAAGAAGGCAAAUUUAAAGAAAAUGACACACACAAAUUGUGGAGGAACAUUGAGCCUCAUCUGAAAAAAGCCAUGCAAACUGUUUAUCUUCGAGAGGUGUCCAGUCUUCAGUGGGAACAAAUGCAUGAAAUGAAGGAGAUAGAGGCUGGAGCCGUGAGAGGUUUAUCCGCUCACACUCAUGUCGAAUUGCCUUAUUAUUCAAAGUUUCUGUUAAUUGCUGCUUAUUUGGCCUCAUACAACCCAGCCCGAACAGACAAACGCUUCUUCCUCAAGCAUCAUGGUAAAAUAAAAAAAACAAAUUUUUUGAAGAAAAAUGAAAAGACCAGUAAUCAUCUCCUGGGACCAAAGCCCUUCCCUCUUGACCGCAUGCUGGCAAUCUUCUACAGUGUUGUGGACAGCAGGGUGGCCCCUACUGCCAGCAUAUUCUCUCAGAUCUCCUCUCUGGUGACCUUACAGCUGCUGAACCAGGUCAGUCACGAUGAUCAGCUCGAUGCCCCCAAAUACAAGUGUGCCGUUUCUUUGGACUUCAUCAGUGCCAUCUCCAGGACAGUCAACUUUGAUAUUGUCAAGUAUUUGUACGACUUCCUCUGA
Knipowitschia caucasica is the source of this 1338-nucleotide messenger RNA. The record is from the annotation of a GenBank genome assembly. NCBI's taxonomy places the organism in Eukaryota, Metazoa, Chordata, Actinopteri, Gobiiformes, Gobiidae.